AUGCCGAAACCUCGCCCGCAGCCACGGAAGACUCCAAAGGCGAAAUCGACUGAUACCCAGUCCAAAAGGACGCAAAAUACAUCCAUAUCACUCAUUAAGGCUGCACCGACCUCGCUGCAGCAGUUAGUUCUAAAUAUAUUUGCGGAUAGGCUGGCAGUACGCCCUCGCGGUACUGAGCAAGAGACUGGCACCGGCACCACACUAAGAGAGCAGGUUCAAGCUAUCAAGUCGCAUCUCUUCAAUCGUGACUUCGACUCUGCCUUUGCUGAUGCAGAUUCCGGUAUGCUAAGGGCGUACGCUCUGCGCUGGAGUGCUGGGAGAGCGCUCGCUUACACGGGUAUUUUCGAAUAUGCCUUGCGGCGGGCAUUGGAUGGCGGCAAAGGAGGGCCAUCUGCAGGCUCAUCAAGCUGUGCUUCUAUUGAACCUGAAGAUUUACAGAACAAACAUGUCAUUUUUAUUGGUGGUGGAGCAGGAGCAGAGUUAGUAGCACUGGCUGCUGCAGUACGGUGGGCAACCGGCCUCGAUAACCCGACAGAAUCAAACCUGAAUCUCUCUGUUACGGCGCUUGAUGUGGCGGACUGGCAGCCAGUAAUUGACGAACUUUCGCAGGGAUGCAUAUCAGAGUCGGUUUAUAAUAGUAAAAAGUGCGGCAUCACUCUUCCAUUGCUGAAGGCCGGGGAUCUAGCGAUAUCAUUUCAGAAACAAGAUAUCCUGGCCGUUUCAGAGGAGCAGCUAUCUCUUUUACUAUCUCCGCCUACAAAAGAUGUAACAAAUGCGGAUGAGAAGCAAAGGAAAGGCACGGAAGGGCCUACGACGGUCUUGAUAACGCUCAUGUUUACGUUGAAUGAGCUUUUCUCGACCUCUAUGCCUGCCACGGUUGCGUUCCUUCUGGGGUUAACCGAUGUGAUCAAACCCGGGACCAUAUUGUUGGUGGUUGAUAGCCCUGGAAGCUAUUCAACAUUAUCGCUUGGAUCUAAAGGAGCUGGGUCUCAAGAAGAAUCUAGCAAGAAAACGCCCGAGGAGAAGAAACCGGCAAGACAGUAUCCCAUGCGUUUCCUGCUGGACCAUACCUUAUUGACCACAGCCUCUGGCAGCUGGGAGUGUAUUUUAUCCGAAGAAUCCCAAUGGUUCCGACGAGACCGUACGGGGCUAGAGUACAACAUUGGAGAGGGAAUUGGGCUUGAAGAUAUGAGAUAUCAAGUCCACGCCUACCGACGGACCACCACUUUGUAG
Nannizzia gypsea CBS 118893 is the source of this 1233-nucleotide messenger RNA. RefSeq lists its product as hypothetical. The transcript has a single exon. Lineage: Eukaryota; Fungi; Ascomycota; Eurotiomycetes; Onygenales; Arthrodermataceae. Bases 1 to 1233 code for a protein of 410 amino acids. The record is from RefSeq and is a predicted model, not a curated record.